Messenger RNA from Drosophila ananassae, 365 nucleotides. It is a transcript of the gene Nop10, whose product is annotated as H/ACA ribonucleoprotein complex subunit 3. Gene Ontology annotation, molecular function: box H/ACA snoRNA binding; telomerase RNA binding. Bases 109 to 303 code for a protein of 64 amino acids. The record is from RefSeq and is a predicted model, not a curated record. Gene Ontology annotation, biological process: snRNA pseudouridine synthesis; ribosome biogenesis; positive regulation of telomerase RNA localization to Cajal body. Gene Ontology annotation, cellular component: box H/ACA snoRNP complex; box H/ACA telomerase RNP complex. NCBI's taxonomy places the organism in Eukaryota, Metazoa, Arthropoda, Insecta, Diptera, Drosophilidae. The transcript is spliced from 2 exons.
ACAUCGGAAUAAAAGGUUGGUAAAUACGAAGAAGAAGCUACGCACGCCACACGUGUUUUUAUUUACUUACAUAUUAAAAGAAACUAUUCUGUUAAAAACCAAGCCAACAUGUAUCUAAUGUAUACUAUUAACGAAAACGGAGACCGUGUCUACACUCUGAAGAAACGCACUGAGGAUGGCCGUCCCACCUUGUCCGCUCAUCCUGCCCGAUUCUCGCCGGAGGACAAGUACUCUCGUCAUAGGAUCACCAUCAAGAAGCGCUUUGGUCUGCUGCUGACACAGAAGCCAGAGCCCAUCUACUAAGCCGGCAUUUAAGUUAAUUAGUGUACAAUCUUUAUUUACAAAUAAUAAGUAACAAUUCCUAA